This is a messenger RNA of Fusarium pseudograminearum CS3096, 2016 nucleotides long. RefSeq lists its product as uncharacterized. The record is from RefSeq and is a predicted model, not a curated record. The coding region runs from base 1 to 2016 and encodes 671 amino acids. Gene Ontology annotation, molecular function: histone binding; DNA binding. NCBI's taxonomy places the organism in Eukaryota, Fungi, Ascomycota, Sordariomycetes, Hypocreales, Nectriaceae. The transcript is spliced from 4 exons. Gene Ontology annotation, cellular component: SWI/SNF complex. Gene Ontology annotation, biological process: positive regulation of DNA-templated transcription.
AUGGAUGACAGUGCGACCUAUGGAUCGCCAGGCAACGGCGCAUCGCCCAACAGUAACCCAAUUCUCGCCCAGCCUCCUCUGCAAGCCGACUCGGGCGCUGGUGAUAAUGAAGAUAUCCAGAUGUCCGAGGGGCUAGGUCUUGAUGCAACCAUUAAGCAGGACAGCACAACUCCUGCGCCUGCUCGCGGCGAUGAAGAAAUGAACGAUGCGCCGUCUGAUGAAACCAAGCCCAAGGAAGAUGGCGCUGCUGGUACCGACGGUCAAGAAACCAAGACGAAGGAGGUGGUCGAGUCCGCUGCUCGUGAACAUCUCAUGACGCAAACCCACGCGAUUGUCCUACCGAGCUACAGCACCUGGUUCGAUAUGAACGCCAUUCACGAAAUCGAACGCAAGGCCAUGGCUGAAUUCUUCAACAACCGAAACCGAAGCAAAACGCCAGCUGUCUACAAGGACUACCGUGACUUCAUGAUCAACACAUAUCGUCUCAACCCCGUUGAGUACUUGACAGUCACAGCCUGCCGAAGAAACUUGGCUGGUGAUGUCUGUGCCAUCAUGCGUGUUCACGCCUUUUUGGAACAAUGGGGCUUGAUCAACUAUCAGGUCGACGCCGACCAGCGCCCCUCGCAUGUUGGGCCGCCUUUUACUGGCCACUUCAAGAUCAUUUGCGACACCCCUCGAGGUCUCCAGGCGUGGCAGCCUUCAGCUGACCCUGUAGUUCUGGAGGGCAAGAAGAGCCAAGACACUGACCAAAAGGCUGCUGCGGCCACUCCGGCCAAAGCAGAGCAGAAUCUCGAAAUUGGACGAAACAUCUACGAGGCCAAUGCCAAAAGCUCUCUCAUCAGCAAAACCGAGGGCAAGACAAACGGCGAAACCCCAACCACCAACGGCGUUCCUGGUGCCGAGGAUGCCAUCAAGGCCCCUAUUGCCAAGGUGCAUUGUCACCAGUGCGGCAAUGACUGCACUCGUAUAUACUACCACAGUAACCACACCGAUGCCAACCCAAAGGCCAAGUACGAUCUCUGUCCCAACUGCUUCACCGAAGGCCGUCUGCCUGCAAACCACAACAGCAGCAUGUAUGUAAAGAUGGAAAACCCGACUUACACAUCAACUCUUGAUCGCGACGCGCCCUGGACAGAUGCCGAGAUUCUUCGACUUCUUGAGGGUCUCGAACGAUUUGAUGAUGACUGGGGUGAGAUUGCUGAGCACGUUGGUACGCGUACUCGAGAAGAGUGCGUGCUUCAAUUCCUGCAACUGGAUAUUGAAGAGAAGUAUCUGGAUUCCGAAGCUCCUAUCAACGCACCUACUGGCUUGUCCAUGCUCGGCCCACAACAAGGACAGCUUCCCUUCAGCCAAGUCGAUAACCCGGUUAUGUCUGUUGUUGGUUUCCUUGCUAGCCUAGCAGACCCUGCCAGCACGGCGGCCGCCGCCAACAAGUCCGCCGAUGAGCUCAAGCGCAAGCUUCGUAAGCAGCUGGAUGGUGACAAGGCUGAUGAUGAGUCUCAGUCCAACGGCGACAGCAAGGCCAAGAGCGACUCCAUGGACAUCGACCUUCGACAAGAAACCACCACGACAACCACCACGACAACCACAACGACGAAGACCAAUGCACUGGCUUCCAUUCCCCUGGCUUCGAUAGGCGCUCGGGCGGCAGGAUUUGCAUCACAUGAGGAGCGUGAAAUGACACGCUUGGUCUCUGCAGCCUCGAACGUAACACUGCAAAAGCUAGAACUCAAGCUCAAGUACUUUGACGAGAUGGAGGAGGUUCUCCGUGCAGAGCGACGAGAGCUUGAACGGGCCAGACAGGAACUCUUCUUGGAUCGAUUGACGUUCCGACGAAGAGUCCGAGAGGUCCAGGAGGGUCUAAAAAACGCGGCAGCUGUUGGGGGCGAACAGGGCAUGCGACUUGCUCAGGAUGCCAUGAAUGACGGUGAUCGAUUAAGCUUCCAGGCUGCUCCUGGUGCAUCAGCAGUCCCCCCACCCAGCAGUGAUGGUCAGAUCAAGAGCUACGAAGCAUAA